Molecule: messenger RNA, 1113 nt
Organism: Macroventuria anomochaeta
Lineage: Eukaryota; Fungi; Ascomycota; Dothideomycetes; Pleosporales; Didymellaceae
Product: protein phosphatase methylesteras-like protein 1
Exons: 2
Coding region: 1-1113 (370 amino acids)
Biological process (GO): protein demethylation
Molecular function (GO): protein methylesterase activity
Source: RefSeq, a predicted model, not a curated record
AUGUCCGACCUCGCCAAGUCCUUCGCAAAGACUAAGCUCUCCUCCCUCCCACCGCCAGAACCAUUGAUCGAGGAGGAAGAUGAUUCGAGCUCAGCGAGUUCCAUGUCAAGCACAGGUACCGUGAUACCUUCGAAUGCGCAACGGCCAGCGCCCACCAUACAUUGGUCAGACUACUACGCCCAAGAAUUCUACCUCGAAAGAGAGGAACCUCACUCCAAGUUCCAUGUGUACCUCACUCCACCCGCGUCACUGCAAGCACCAUUGCUAGUGCUGCACCAUGGCGCAGGGAGCUCUGCAAUGAGCUUUGCUCUUGCGGUGAAAGAAAUCAGGAAAGCAAUGCCGGCCAUUGGUAUACUAGCCCUAGAAGCAAGAGAACACGGCAGUGUCGUCUGGGACGAAAAUGGUGCUGUGGACAACAAUCUGAGCAUCGACCUGCUGAGUCGUGACAUGGCGGACAUGAUGUUCCUCACGCAGCGGAAGAUGGGUUGGAAAGAACUGCCCUCAGUCGUGCUCAUUGGACACAGCCUCGGCGGUGCAGUGGUGACACACGUCGCAAACAUGAACCUGCUGGGUAACAAGGUGCUGGGGUUCGCGGUGCUGGAUGUGGUCGAGGGGAGUGCUAUGGAGGCCCUCAAGCAUAUGCAGGCGUACCUGAGAACCCGACCCAAGCUGUUCGACAACCUCGACGCCGCCAUCGACUGGCACAUUCGAUCACGCACGCUUCGGAACCCAGAGUCGGCAAGAGCUAGUGUACCUAGUCUCUUUGUGCAAACAUCGACUGGGGGACGUUGGGUGUGGAAGACGGACCUCUCCAGGACCGAGUCGUACUGGGAGAACUGGUUCACAGGGAUGAGCGCAAAGUUUCUCAACGGUAAAGGGGCCAAGCUGUUGUUACUUGCUGGAACAGACCGCCUAGAUAAAGAGCUGAUGAUCGGACAAAUGCAGGGCAAAUUUCAACUGUCAGUCCUCCCUGCCGCGGGUCACUUCCUCCAAGAGGACCAACCUGAGAAGACUGCUGAGGUCAUCGUCGAGUUCGUCAAGCGCAACGACCGCAGCACGUUGGUGCUUCCUCCCAAGGUUUCAGAUCUCCUUGCGCAAGGCAAGAAGGUUUAG